Aspergillus calidoustus is the source of this 1647-nucleotide messenger RNA. The record is from the annotation of a GenBank genome assembly. Lineage: Eukaryota; Fungi; Ascomycota; Eurotiomycetes; Eurotiales; Aspergillaceae.
AUGGCGAUGCAGCUUGAUCUUUCUCAAGCUUCUGUAAUGAAAGAUGAGCAGGGUCGUCCCUUCAUCAUUGUUCGAGAUCAGGGAAAGAAGAAGAGACAACACGGAACGGAAGCUGUGAAAUCACACAUUGUGGCCGCUAAGACUGUCGCCAGCAUCGUGAAGACUUCUUUGGGUCCCCGUGGUCUCGAUAAAAUCCUCAUUUCCCCCGACGGCGAUAUCACUGUCACCAACGAUGGCGCGACUAUUCUCGGACAGAUGGAGAUUACGAACAACGUGGCCAAACUUCUCGUCGAGCUCUCAAAAUCCCAAGAUGAAGAAAUCGGUGAUGGAACAACCGGUGUUGUCGUUCUAGCUGCGGCCAUGCUCGAACAGGCGUCGGAACUCAUCGACAAGGGCAUCCAUCCUAUUAGAAUUGCGGACGGUUACGACGCAGCCUGCGAAAUCGCUGUAGCGCAGCUCGACAAGAUCAGUGACGAAAUCAAAUUCACAAAGGACAAUACUGAGAAUCUGCUGAAGGUUGCAAAGACUAGCUUGGGAAGCAAGAUUGUUUCCAAGUCACACGACCAGUUUGCUCAGAUAGCCGUCGAUGCUGUACUCUCGGUUGCGGACCUUGAACGAAAGGAUGUCGAUUUCGAAUUGAUCAAGGUGGACGGAAAGGUCGGAGGAGCGCUCGAGGAUUCGCUCCUCGUCAAGGGUGUUAUUGUCGAUAAGGAUUUCUCUCAUCCCCAGAUGCCCGACGAGGUCACGGACGCGAAGCUGGCCAUCCUGACCUGUCCGUUCGAGCCCCCAAAGCCCAAGACAAAGCACAAGCUCGACAUCACUUCGGUCGAGGAAUUCAAGCGCCUGCAAGACUACGAGAAGGAGAAGUUCACAGAGAUGAUCCAGCAUCUCAAAGAUUCUGGAGCCAACCUGGUGAUUUGCCAGUGGGGUUUCGAUGACGAGGCCAACCAUCUCCUACUACAGAACAAGCUUCCUGCGGUUCGCUGGGUCGGUGGACCCGAAAUCGAAUUGAUUGCCAUCGCAACCAACGGUCGUAUCGUUCCUCGAUUCGAGGAUCUCAGCGCUGACAAACUCGGAACUGCUGGUCGGGUGCGCGAGAUGACCUUCGGUACCACGCGAGAGAAGAUGCUUGUCAUUGAAGAGUGCGCCAACAGCCGCGCUGUGACUAUCUUUGUGCGAGGUAGCAACAAGAUGAUCAUUGAUGAGGCCAAGCGCUCACUGCACGAUGCCAUUUGCGUUGUCCGUAACCUGGUUCGCGAUAACCGUGUCGUGUACGGUGGAGGAGCUGCGGAGAUUGCCUGCUCUAUUGCUGUAGAGGACGCUGCUGUCAAGAGUCCCGGAAUCGAGCAAUAUGCCAUGCGCGCAUUCGCCGAUGCAUUGGAUGCAGUGCCACUGGCACUUUCCGAGAACUCAGGCUUGAGCCCGAUUGAGACACUGGCUGCCAUAAAGUCGCGUCAAGUGAAGGAGAACAACUCUCGACUGGGCGUCGACUGUAUGCUGACUGGCAAUAACGAUAUGAGAGAGCACUUUGUCAUCGAUCCAUUGAUUGGAAAGCGCCAACAAUUGCUGCUGGCAACUCAGCUCUGCCGUAUGGUGCUCAAGAUUAACAACGUCAUCAUCUCCGGCGAUGACCAGCAAGAGUUCUAA